Phycomyces blakesleeanus NRRL 1555(-) is the source of this 7311-nucleotide messenger RNA. RefSeq lists its product as hypothetical. Lineage: Eukaryota; Fungi; Mucoromycota; Mucoromycetes; Mucorales; Phycomycetaceae. Gene Ontology annotation, biological process: small GTPase-mediated signal transduction. The record is from RefSeq and is a predicted model, not a curated record. The transcript is spliced from 3 exons. Gene Ontology annotation, cellular component: plasma membrane; cytoplasm. Gene Ontology annotation, molecular function: guanyl-nucleotide exchange factor activity; small GTPase binding. The coding region runs from base 1 to 7311 and encodes 2436 amino acids.
AUGAAGUGGCUGCCGCUUCCCAAGAUCGCCCAUGCCAUCGCCAUCCAUCCCUUUACACCAUCAACUCUACCUCAAAAUUCCACAGCCUCACAAAGCGGACGCCCAUACACAACCUACUCAACACUUCAUUCACCACUCCUUUCACCGCAGACAGACACAGCUUCAAUUCACACCAUCGGCUCACUAUCGCCCUCAUUUAGCACCACUGACCAUUCAUCACUCAAUCCAACAGACUAUGCACACCUUGCUGCACUUGAAGUGGGCGACGAGCUCUUCAUAUUCGAGCAGCAAGGUCAAUGGUACCGAGGAUAUGUUUUGAGUACACUUGAAGCAGGCAGAAAACCAAAUACAGCACCCAUCGGCUGCUUUCCUCGCUCGCACGUGCAGAUCAAAGAGUAUCUGGACACAGCAGCUGGAGACCCUUCAACCUUAUGUCGCACGGAUUCUAUCUUGGACGACCGACCACUUUCUCCUACUGCACCCUGGCUGUCUCCUGAUCUGCCAAGUCUUACACGUUCCUUUUCUGACUCUUUCAUCAAGAAAGCCCCAGAGUGCGAACCAGCGCGUCCCAACAGUUAUGUCGAUUUUCACUUUGAUCUCGACGAUACAGCCCGUUAUUCAUUUGUCAGCGAUAUGUCUAAACCAUCUCCACCAUCUCUACCACUCGUUCGAUUCGAUCAAUCUACUCUCACCGGCAGCUCAGAACCAUUAGUAGACGAGAUUGCUGCCUGUGUGAGUGAGUGGAACACUUUGCUGUAUAUUUAUCUUGAUCAGAAUCAAUACACUCAAUUCAAUGCAGUACGAGAUCAUAUAAACUAUCUCUUCCAAGCCCGGCGGCAGUUACUUGAUCAGGCCCUUUCUAGGGAAGAACUAUCAAGACUACGCAAAGAGAUCAUUCACCGUAUGAUCACUAUGAAUCUCGCCCUCGACCGUGACAUGAUCAUUCGCCACCCAGAACGCGGCUUUCUCCUCGACUCCAAUAAUACCUCCCUCGCCACACUCUACCGUAUGCACUGGAAAUACACCAUCGCUGACCCUCUUCCCCUCACCUCCUUUUCAACCGUUACACCCCCCACACCACACUCCUUUUCUCUUCCAAAAGAUACUACAGAUCUACCGGCACUGGAACCACAGCCUUCAGUGUCUCAACAAAAUAACAAAGGCGCAAAAUUCAAUCAUCUUUUAUUCGAACUCAAAGCCUGCGUUGCUCAUAUAUGUCAACCAGGGGAAUUUACAGAAUUAUAUUUUUCACUCUACAACAAGGCGGAUUCAACAUUUGUCACCGAGCAAUUCGUAGUCGUUCUUACGUACAAUGGAAUGCCAAAGGACGAGAGUCAGAUCGGAAAAUUACAGACGCUUUUUACGGAUCUCUCUGCUCACGACCUUACUACUAAUCUUUAUCUGAUUUGUCGGAUUGUUAGGCUGGGAGGGAUGAAAUUUACGGAUAAGGAGAAGGAUUAUCAUCUUGGAACAAUCGGUAGCCACGCAUCCAUGAUAUUUAGCAACGAUAAUAGCCGUAUGAUGAACUACUUUGACCAAGGAAACGGGCGGUACCAAUCAAAAUCUGUCCUAUCCCCAACAGCUUCUACUGCUAAUCUUUGUAGACGUCCAUUUGGAUGCGCGGUACUACACGUUGGAGGGCUUCUACAAAAGACAGAGCGUAUUGGAUUCGAUACAAUUACAAACAACGGUAGCAGCAGUAACAACAACGGCAACAACACGCCUGCAUUUUUCUUACCAGGGAAUACAACCGCAAAUCCCGCAAGCAAUAGAAUUACUUUAUCUGAACACGAUAUGCGAAUUUUCACUGCCACAUCAGAGUCUACAUUCUCAACACUUCAUGAAGAUAUAAUAAACAAUUCAAUCAAAGAUAUUUCUAAACAUGCACGUGCAGAAACGCUUAGAGUUGAUCUCAAGAUGUUUUAUGGACAGCUCGAUCAGGUACUCAAGACCAAUACUGCUUUAUUACAAGACAUGACUCGCACUUCACGACUUGGCUUUCCAGACGUAGUGUUUCCAUCUGAUGAACGUAAUGAACUUUACAUAACCCUGAUCUCGGGUGACUUUGCCCAGUUUGGCCGGUCGCGCAAUAUACAAGUUACUUUGUGUGUCCGCGAUAACUUUACCGGCGAUGUUGUUGAAAAUGCGCUAUCUUCUGGUGCAAAUUCACCUUUUGUAACAUAUUGGGAUAGUAUGGUAUUCUACCAUGACCAACGACCAAAGUGGGGAGAGAUCCUCAAAUUGAAGAUCCAGCCAUAUGUUCUCUGGGCGCGAUCUCACGUCUUUAUUACAAUUCGACACAGAAGUAGCCAUCAUAUGACGACACCAUUACCACAAAGUAUACCAGUUGGUGUGGCAACCAACCCUCAGGCAAAUGCCAACGAGAAAAUUAUAGCCAUGGGAUUUCUACCUCUCACCUUACCUUCGGCCCAUCGUGAUUUUGUAGCCGAUGGAUCUCAUACCCUUUAUUUAUACAAAUACGAUCGUACCCUGGCUAACCAGGGCGCCUACAUUGAUAAUGUUCCGUGGUGUUAUCGAUCUUCCACUCCCUCAAACAUGCAAGCCCAAGAGUAUACUAAUGCUCGAUAUAAGGAACAGAAGUUCAAGGUCGGGCAUCGGUACUCGUCUUCAGGUGGAAGUCUCAAGAGUCUUCAUGGCACAUUCACUACUCCCUCAGUUUUUAGCAGUACAACUGGAAGUAGUAUCAACGUUGCAACAGCAGAUUUGCCAAGCCCUGGAAAGCUUACCACAUUACGUGAUACUCUGACCAUCAGUACAUUUUUGUGUUCGACUCGAUUUACCCAAAACAAGACUCUGGUAAAAUUAUUAAAUUGGAGCGACAUAUUGGAGCAAGGACCCGAAGGUGGUGAAGAACUUUUAUCAAUCCUAGACAAAUUUUCAUUUGUGGGAGAAAUGGAAGUUGUAAAGUUUCUUGGUGAUAUUUUUGAUGUACUCCUGGCUAUCCUUGUUUGCAAGCACAAGCACAUGCAUGCACGGGAAGAUAUCGUUGAUCAAGCGCUGGCAGCAAUAAUCUGGGUUUUGGGGAUUGUACAAGACAGACGGUUCAGUAACUUCAGACCAGUAUUGGAUGUGUACAUUGAUCAAAGAUUUGUACCUGACGAGAACGUUCCCGCAGAUGCAAAGGCUCGUUUACUACAAAACUCUAAUGAUGAGAUGACCUAUGACCAGAUUCUCAAAGGAAUGCUCCGCCUGUGUACGAAUCCGAGUGACCCGAAGAAAGCAAAGUUAUUGAGAAGUAGUAUGAAAGUGUGGGACUAUCUUUUCCGAUUUAUGGUACGCUCUAGAGACAUGCAGAAACGGAAAGAAGACAACGGAGAACGUAGCCUGAGAGAUAUUAUGUUUAAAGACGAGCUUCAGCAGCUAUUGGAUCUGAUUAUUCAAAUGAUGGUACCUGAGCAGCCUAAUGUUAUGAUUGGUAGUCAGACACUGGCUCUCCAGCACUUUGCCGAUGUAUUAGGCGAACUUCGCGGUGUGCUAUCUCCAAAGCAACUAGUUGAUACAACUACCAAUUUCGUUGAUACCUGCGAUCAUUUUACAGGAAAGCUGGUUGGAUACAAACUGUGUAUGAUUUUGGCUAUUGUCAAGGGACCAGUAUUCAACGAUUAUACUUGCCGGUCAGGCCUCGCAAAGCAUGUGCUCAGGUGGAUUCAGAUGUGGAUGAACUCUUAUAUGGCAGUAGCAAAGGACGUUAUUUUUGCUCGCCAUGACCAACAAGAAGGAGAUCACCAACAGAUACGAUUACCAAAGGCACAAUGGCUCGAAAAUUUGCGACUUUCUUUGACAAUCGUGAGCGAGGUCUUAGAUAAAGCUAGAAAAUCAUGUGGUAUGGCAUCUUCGGGGUUGUCAUCUGCCUCAGUAUCAUCACCGUCGAUCAGCACAUUCUCUCGUCCUAUUUCUACAGCAACAAGCGGUGAUGAAGAAAUAAUAGACGAAUCUCAUGUAGAGCUUAUGUCCAUUACCGAGGUUGUCCUUCAGCUGGUUCCCCAGUUAUUAAACGCCUACAAGGAACUUCAGCGACUAACACAACAGGCAAUACAAGCAUUGGAAAUGACGGGUAAUUCUAUUCCUUCAAAUGAUAAUUCGGCUUCAGCUGCAGUAGCUGCUUCUAGUCGUCGUAACUCAAGACACUCUCUCGGUAUGUUACGUGAGCGAAACAACUCGGUCAGUAAUAAGAACAACCCGGGAACCUCUUCAGAUAUUUUGGAAAGCAAUUCCAAGUUUUCAGUUGUUUUACAGGCCCUUGCCACCUCCCCUUCAGUGCCCUUUCCGAGCACCUAUCCUUUUCAGACCACACCUACAAAAAGCUCGACUUUGGCAAACGGUAGCAAUGUAAUUGCUAUGGUUACAACUGGAUUGCUUGAUAUUACGGUAGUUCUUUUAGAACUUUUUCAUCUGACACCCCAGCGACAGUGGGUAGCAUUUCUUCAUGACUUUCAAGUCCGUGAAGGACCAGCAGCAACUGCAGUAUUUUUGCGAAAGGUUUGUCAUACAUGCAUGGCGAUCUUGUUUGGUGACGAUCUACAGAUUCUUGAGGAAUCCAAAGGCACUGUCGAAGGUCGUGAGCGCUGCGAGGAGGAUGAAACACGCGAAAGUAGAAAGAUUCCUAGCAAUUGGCUCAACAUGGAUGUUAUUGCGCAUCAGAUCAUUUUAUGCAACAUUCUCGCCCCUGCCAUUUCUGUUUUAGAAUCUGAAGCGUUCUUGCCUGUCACAAUGGCAGAUCAUGGUGAUACGGAGGUGGAUAUUGAAGAAGGGCCGGAGCUUAUUUUGUGGCGGACAAUGUUUGGCAGCUUACUUCAGACUAUGUCAAGUUCCCGUUUGGAAACUGAGAAAUUCUUGCCUCAAGUCCAACGUGCAGUAUGGAAACUUUCCGGUAAUAGUAAAGGAGCAGUCGGUGCAAAGACCUUGUUGCAACUCUGGCGCUUAGCAGGACCACCACAGCGACCAAAGGCUGAAGAGUCAAACAAAGCAGAUGUCAUGUCUUAUUUUAGUAGUACAAUCGAAGAAGAACCAUUAUCGCUCGAAUCAGAAAAAGAAGACACAGAAGAGCAGACAGCAGAAGUAUCAAUUGAAUUACCAAAGAAGGAACCCAAAGGACGCAGCAUUGCAUCCUUUUUGGAAGGUGACCCGGAGAUGUAUGGAGUAAAAAUCAUGAUUGAGAAGAUUAAUGACGAAGAUGCAGAAGACAAGAAGGAAGAAUUACGAAGGAUAAAGGAGCGAAGAUCAACAUGUUCUGCUUAUACCGAUUCUGGAAAGCUCCCUGCAAUAUCAGUGCUACAAAUUGAUCUGAUGUCUAUCGUACUACGCCCCCUUUGCGCCGUUGCCCUCACGCUUCACGAGCAGGCACGUUCUGCAGCUCUUGAUGUUAUUGCAGACAUCAUCACAAUUGAAUUGCACACCUUUGGAGAAUUAACGCACACACGCCAUUUGUUAAUUGCAACUCUGGAUCGUUUGGUUAUGUCAGAAAAUAAGGGAAAUGAGAUUAUUAGAAUUGAUAUGAUGGAAGAACUCAGUCACAUGCUCGAGAUCAAGCUAUUAUCUCAAGAUGCCAGUGAACUUAUCCAACCUGGAAAAGAAGCCAUUGAAUCACUGAGCAGGUUUAUGGAAAUAUUGCUUCAAAUCCGAAGUCUCCCACUCGACGACGAUGAAUUUAUGGACGAACAAAUCAAUGCAACGCUCAAACUGAUGAAGUUUAUUCAGGUUAUUGAACGAGAAGAAAUUUAUAUCAAAUAUGUUCACCAGCUCGUUCAGCUUCAUGUCGGCAGCCACAACUACAUCGAAGCAGCUCUUACACUCAGAUUCCACGCUAAUUUGCUUGAAUGGGAUCCAUACGAAGACCUUGCACCAAUUCCCGAUCUAGGUUUUGUUUCGCAAACCUCAUUUUCACGCAAAGAAAAGCUUUAUUGGACCAUGAUUUCUUACCUUGAACAAGGCAGCGCAUGGGAGAUAUCUAUUGAGCUUUGCAAAGAGCUAGCACACGAGUAUGAGAACACUGUAUUUGACUAUUUCAAGCUGAGUGAAGUGUUGCAGCGUCAGGCAAAACUAACCCAGGAUAUUGUCAAGAAGGAGCGUUAUUUCCCAGAAUAUUUCCGAGUUGGGUUUUACGGCCGAGGGUUCCCAGAUAGCGUACGGAGUCAUCAAUAUAUAUACCGCGGCUUGGAAUGGGAAAAAAUGUCUUCGUUUGUUGAGAGGAUGCAGAAUCGCCACCCGAAUGCUCAGCUUCUGUCAGGUAAAGAUGCUGCCGUUGCGGUAAUGCACGAAGAUCAGCUCAAGGUACUGGAAAGCGCAUUGGAUGGACAGUAUCUUCAAAUCACAGCACUCGUACCUGAACCAGAAGGAGAAGCAAAGCAAAGAUUGAAGAAUCCGUUGGUUCCAGAAUACAUCAAAAAAUACUCAAUGGCUAAUAAUGUAUCAACCUUUUCAUUCUCGAGACCUGUCAACAAAGUCCAGUCUUCAGGCGAGGAUCAUAAGCCUGAGACAGAUUUCUUGAACCUUUGGACCGAAAAGACCGUAUUGACUUGUGAAGACGCAUUCCCAAAUAUCUCUCGUCGAUCACGUAUUAUACAUGUACAGGUCAAAGACGUAUCACCUAUUGAAAACGCAGUUGUUGCAGUGGAGAACAAAAACCAAGAACUUUUAGAGCUGUAUAAGAAAUACUCUGUUUACGUCAAUCAGAAACGACCACCAUCUGGGUCAAAUACUGUCAAUAUCAGUCCAUUCUCAAUGUCACUUAACGGUGCUGUUGAUGCUCCUGUUAAUGGAGGAAUCCCGCUUUACAAAAAAGCAUUCUUCUCGAAGACCUAUUGGGUAAAUAAUGUAGAAACACGUCCAUGGAUCGAGCGUCUGAGAAAAGCAAUUGAUGUUCAGGUCAAAACGGUCGAACAAUGCUUAGAAAUACACGAUAAGUUGGUCAGUCCAGAAAUGCGACCGUUCCAUAUUACACUUGUUGGCUUUUACAAGAAGAACUUUGCUGAAGAGAUUGCUCGAAUAAACCAGCCUGAUAGUGGAAUAGAUGAAGCCACAAACAUGUCAUCUCCUGUUGAAUUGAAUGAACAACGUCCAAUAAUUUUACGACAAAACUCUGUUGCUCAGUCCUUUACCCCACUCUCAACCUUCCCUCCUCCUCUUCCAAUUUCCCCCGUCAGUCGGGCAUUCUCUAUACGCUCACCGAUGACUGAACAAGCUUUAAUGCGCGCAGCUCUCGAAAAUACAUCGAUAUCCCGAGCAGAGAGCAUAUCACGUAGUUUGAAAAUGACACUUCGUAAGAAGUCUCGAAAGAAGUCUCAAGCAUAG